This is a messenger RNA of Solea senegalensis (Senegalese sole), 3985 nucleotides long. RefSeq names its product transmembrane 7 superfamily member 3 (gene tm7sf3). NCBI's taxonomy places the organism in Eukaryota, Metazoa, Chordata, Actinopteri, Pleuronectiformes, Soleidae. The transcript has 12 exons. The record is from RefSeq and is a predicted model, not a curated record. The coding region runs from base 628 to 2325 and encodes 565 amino acids.
GGCAGCCUGUGCAAGUGCUUUUUUUCUCACUUUCACUACUCCAUGUUAGUAUAUUGUCCACAGCAACUAUAAAGCAGGAAUAGAAACAGUUAAGAGUCAUAAUUUGAAGUAUGUGAAGUAUCCUGCUCACAUUUUAUUGUUUAUUUUAAUAGCCAACUAUUCUCUCUGUAAAUCUGACAAAAUUCAGCAGUGUUUUUGUACUACUUUAAAGUAACUUGUGACUGCAAUGAGAGCAGAAGCUGGCAAAGAGGUCCACAAACGUGGAGAUACAAAAUGUGUCAUCAUAACAGUCACUAAUCGAUUAAUUUAAUCUGGUCACGAUUUAUGUUGGUCCCCCCCAUAUGAAAAGUUUGGGAAAUACUGGUGAGGGCGGCUGUCAGGACAGGACAGGAGAAGGAACCGUCGCGAGACACGGCGUGAUUCUCGCGGCAGCGCCAGCGUCGUUCUGCAGUCGAUGUCGGACUGAAAUCGUUCUGUGUCGCAAGCGCUGGCUCCGCUCUGUCAGCAUGCCGCUCUUUUCUUUGCAGGAAUUUGUGUCCAAACACAAGAGAAUGUCAGGUUAUCAAUGAGUUCUGUGACCGACAGCGUGAAGCGUCUUCUGGUAGAAUAAACGAAGAAAAGAGGAAAAUGUCUCUUUGGACUUGGUCUCCGCUGCUGCUGCUGCUGCUGCUGCUUCACUCGAUAUGUGAAGUUAACGCUCAAGUGGAAAACCGGGUAGUUUUCCUGCCGGGAAUGUUCCAAAACGUGAACAUCUCCCAGAAUGAGACGGUGCAGGCCAUGGUGUCCGGGAUUCCUCCGGAGGUCGCUUUCAUCACUCUGCAGUUUCACACACAGCACCACAACGUCACUCUCUCCUACAACAGGAUGCCAAGUCAAGAUCUCUCUAUGACAGCAGUGGACUCUGGCCUGCUCUCGUCUCUGCUGCCGGCCCAAAUAUCCCUCUCACUGUUCCUGUCUUCACCCAACAGUGACACUGUGGCAAGCAUCGGGGUCAUUCUACCUCUCUCUAGCACUGACCCAGUGCCUGGGGCUUGCAACAUGGAGUCCAACCUGGAUGUCGAUCCAAAUCUCAACAUUCACUACAACCUCUAUGAGACCACGAUUCGUUUUGCCCCUGCAAACACAGGAUAUGCGAGAGGCAAUUCUCCUCCACUCUGCGAUGAAUCCACAGGAGCCAACACACGCUGGCGUCUGCAGUACGACAUCUACCAGUACUUCCUGCCCGAGAAUGACCUAUCAGAGCGCAGCCUGUUCAGUGGCAUUCAGGCCGUGGCUGACAUCAGUGGUAUGAUGGAGAAUGGCAAACAUGUCAUGACACUGUCGUCAUCAGAUAUGAGCAUGGCGGUGUUCAACUCCAUCCCCGGCCAGGGCAUCAUUUACUCGGUCAUUGUCAGAGACCCACUGUGGAACACUUCAGCCCCCUACGUCCCUGUUCACACCUAUGCCUGUAGCUUUGCUUCCACCCUGGAUGGCUGUCAAACUCUGGGAAAGGUAUCAACAAAAGUGUUUUUCACCAUCACUGGCUUGGUGGGCCUGUUUGUCUGCUUUUUUGGACACCGAUUCUUCAAAUGUGAGCUGUUCUGCAUGGGCUUUAGCUUUGCAGCGUUUUUCUUCUUUGUGCUGAUCACAAGGACCACAGAGCUGAACUAUGAUCUUCGCCUGGCUGUGUCGGCAGUGAUCGGCGUGGUGGGCGGGGUUCUCCUGGUGAUGAGCUGGUGGCGUUUUGGUUCGGUCAUGGCCUGCAUCGUCGUGGUCGGCCUGAUGCUCGGCUUUCUCAUCGCCUCCACCGUCUUCUUCACUCCUCUGGGUGACCUUGAUGUCUUCAGACAAUCGGAUGUCGUUUUCUGGGUGACGUUCUGCUGCAUCAUGAUCAUUGUGCCACUCUUCUUUGUGCGUUGGCCCAGAGAGGGUAACAUCUGCACGUGUGGCAUUGUCGGCGCUUACGCGGUGAUUCUGGCCGUCAACGCCUACAUGUACACCAGCCUCUCCUACAUCACACUGAACAUCCUCAAACGCCUGCUCAACAGCAACUUCAGCGCCAUGUUCACGGACGUGCCGUUCCAAACCAUCGACUACAUCCUGAUCACAGUGUGGGUGGUGCUUGGCGUGUGCGGCAUCGUCCUGCAACUGUACCGCGAGCGCUCUCGGCCGUUCUUCCCGCCCAGCCCGUACCUCAUGUGGAUGCAGGAGCGCGAGCGCCGCAAGACCAACGUCCUGGACCCGAGCCACCACUUCCCCCCUCUGCCCAACCGCCUCAUGGCCCGAGUGCGGCAGCUCACCAAGCGCAUGGAGCCGGCGGGCGAACACACGCCGCUGCUCCUCUGAGCCUCUGAUGCAGCGACGCAUCGUGGACACACACAGGCUUGGACCGCCAGAGUUAUAAAGACGCCAGAGAAUCUGUUGGACCGAGAGGAAUGAGAUUCCUCGUGAUUUGACUCUGGAGCAGCUGAGUGAAAGACUUACUCAGGAUAAACAUUUUUAAAAAACCACUGAGAGAAAGUUUUAAAUCUCACACAAACAAAGAAGACUGUGACGAACACUUUUUAGUCGCCCACUACUAACGAUUUAUACAGCGAGAGUCGUUGUUUUUCAUGUCGUCAGACCAUCAUGUGUUUGGAGUUUGAUUUUAAACGACAGACUUUUUAAUGGAACACAAUCUGUGCCUUCAGUCAAACAGUAACAUUUAAAGGAUUUCUGGGAUUCACUGUAUCUCAAAGCUUGAGUUCAUAGUUUGUUUGGGAAAACACUUCAUUGUGUUGUUUGUUGAAAUUCUCUUCACUUAAAGACAGUCUUAACUAAAUACAGUUGUCAGGGGAACAAAAGAAAAUCUGUAGGAGUGUGGAGAAUGUUGCAACAGCAAACCACCAGAGGUUAGAGUGAUUAAUCAGGCAGAUAUUUGCCAUUUUUUAAUAAUGAAUCAGCCAGAAACCUGUUGCUAUGUCACUAAGUGUUUUCAAUCCCUAUGUUUAUUUAUUUUUUUGCUUUCCGAUGACCUGUUUCACGUUUUAAAUAUUUACUUACAUAUACAUUAUUUUUAUUGAAAAUACUGUGUAUGACUCCACUAUAGUGCCGACAUAAAUUGUACCUUGGAGAGACGGACCAUAAGUGUUAUUCAAUAACUAGUUACUGGUGUUAAGCACAUUUUUUAUUAUUAUUAUGUCAGCAUUAAGUAGUUAUCUUUUAUCAGAUGCACAUAAAUAUAUGGGCCAAAAGAUUUGGCAUCAAUUCAGGGCUGCAGCCAGCGAUUAUUUUCACAAUGGAUGAAUCCGUGGAUCGUUUUCUCGAUGAAUCGAGUAAUGGUUUGGUCAUCGGUGUUUUUCAAACCUGAAAAUUAUGAUGAUGUUCUUAAAUGUCUUGUUUUGUCACUAAAACCAAACAUUCUAUUUGAUAUAGAGCAAGGAAACCAGAAAAUAUUCACAUUGGUUGAGCUCCACAGGCUCUUACACAUAAUCUGCCCUCUCUUAAAAGCUCUCACUGCCUGAAGCUUUGCUUUUACUUCCAUCCAUAUUUCUCCACGACAUAUAAGAACACAAACAUUCUGCUGCAGAUGCACCUGACAUUUUAGUUACUUGAGUUCCUUGAUCGUUGGCUAAACUCGACUAUCACCUCUUUCAGUUUCGUCGCACCGUUUGUCUCUUCACAAAAAUCCUACUUCUAUACCAGCAUACGUACAGAUUUGAAGUGCUGAUAACUUUUUAGCCUACGUCAUGUCCCCCAGACUUUUACUUUUGAAGGCUAUCAGGACGUGAAGAGGAUUUCAACAAAUGAGAUAAAAAAAAAUUUUUUUUUGAGAAAACGAAUACGAACUGUCUCAGCUGUGGUUCACGUCGCACAGUUAUUUUACUCAGACAGUGUUUUGUCCUUCACUCCUUUUCCCUUCCGUGUGCUUGACUCAGCCGUUUUCCUCACGUGUAACAUGCACAGACUGAUCUUUACAUGUAUGAAUCUCACACACGUGUGCCAUGACCUUUCUCAGGCUUUUUUU